UUGAUUCAGUCGUUAAGCUAGCAAUGUGGCGGCGAGUCAUAUUUAUCAGAUGCUGUUUCUGGACGCUAACUGAGACGGGAGCACCGUGUGGCCUCCAGAUGGAGUGCGUGCCCCAGGGACUGUGCAAAACGAGCGCUUGGAAUCAGAAUGCUAUUUCUUGGCCGAGCCCGUGCCAGAGAUCAGAAAGUUGCUGUCACAGUUCUCAAAAGUUAGUGAUCGGUGCUCCGCUAAACUGUGGCAAGAGUAAUCCCAAUGGCCUGGGCGGCACAGUAGAAGAGGUUGUCGAUCAGGCGAAACCCAAUGAGUUCCCUUGGACUGUGGCUCUGAUGCAAAACUUGAUCAACUUCUUUGGCGCGGGAACUCUGGUCACCGAAAACAUUGUGAUAACCGCUGCCCACCUGAUGCUAGACAAGACCAUCAACGACUUCGGAAUCAUCGGCGGUGCAUGGGAUUUGAAGCAGCUGGCUGGUAAAACGAUUCAGUGGCGAACUGCGACCAGGAUUGUAUCGCAUCCGGACUUCAACAAAAUGACCGGGGCCAACAACAUAGCCCUGAUCGUACUGGAAACUUCGUUCGUGAUGAAGCCCCCUAUUGGACCCAUCUGCUGGCCCACUUCCGGAGUGUCUUUCGAUCGGGAACGCUGCCUGGUGGCCGGCUGGGGGAGGCCGGAUUUCCUUGCCAAGAACUAUUCCUACAAGCAGAAGAAAAUCGAUCUGCCCAUCGUGAGCAGGUCCGAUUGCGAAUCCCUAUUGCGGAGGACGGCGUUUGUCCAGAGCUUCCAGCUGGACCCCACCAUAUUGUGUGCUGGCGGCGAGCGGGGGCGAGAUGCCUGCAUUGGCGACGGUGGAUCCCCGCUAAUGUGUCCCAUUCCCGGCCAUCCGGCGAUCUACGAGCUCGUCGGGAUUGUGAACAGCGGCUUUUCUUGCGGACUGGAGAAUGUGCCUGCCUUAUACACGAACAUCUCGCACAUGAGGCCUUGGAUUGAAAAACAACUCAAUGACGAACUGAAUAAGCCAUACAAGACAUUUCCCAUAUAUAAUAUAUCCUAUGACUAAAAUACAAAGACCACUUUC
Molecule: messenger RNA, 1073 nt
Organism: Drosophila melanogaster (fruit fly)
Lineage: Eukaryota; Metazoa; Arthropoda; Insecta; Diptera; Drosophilidae
Exons: 2
Coding region: 24-1055 (343 amino acids)
Biological process (GO): proteolysis
Source: RefSeq, marked reviewed